Molecule: messenger RNA, 1494 nt
Organism: Drosophila albomicans
Lineage: Eukaryota; Metazoa; Arthropoda; Insecta; Diptera; Drosophilidae
Product: isochorismatase domain-containing protein 1
Exons: 3
Coding region: 56-691 (211 amino acids)
Cellular component (GO): cytoplasm
Source: RefSeq, a predicted model, not a curated record
GUCAAAGUAUCGUUAAAAUUCAAAAUUAAAUAAGCCAUUUUUUCGAUAAUCAACUAUGUCAAAGAUUGGUCGUAGUCUAUAUCGCCUGCAGGCAGAUAAGACAUUAUUUUUGUUGUGUGAUAUACAGGAAAAAUUCAAGCCUGCAAUUCCACUGUUAGGGGCGGUCAUUGAAAACUCUAAGAAAUUGGUCGAAGCUGGAAAAGUAUUCAAUAUUCCGCUGCUGGUUACAGAGCAAUAUCCUGAGAAACUGGGACCCACUGUGUGCGAAAUAGACAUAAAACAUGCUUGUGGUGUUGUUCCAAAAACCAAAUUCAGCAUGGUUAUUCCACCAGUUGAGGAAAAGAUGAAAAGUAUUUUUGGGGGAACACCACAAACUGCGGUGCUGUUUGGCAUAGAGACUCAUGUUUGCAUAGAGCAAACCGCUUUCGAUUUGCUGAAUAAGAAGAUCAACGUUUGGCUUGUCGCCGACUGUUGCGCUUCGCGUCUCAAUCAAGACAGAGAUUUGGCCCUGGAGCGAUUGCGAGACAUUGGCUGCACCAUCACCAGCACAGAGAGUGUUAUUUUUAACCUGCUGAGCGACAAGAACCACAAGUCAUUCAAGGACAUCGCCGGGCUGGUCAAGAAAGUGUCAGCCGACUUGAAGAUUUGGCUACCCACAACAACAUCGACAGCAGAUGCCAAUAAAAAAUGAUGCCAAUCAUGGCGGCGCCCACUUUUGAUGUCCAUUUGCCCAUUAAGGGGUAGCAUUUUUGUGUAGCUCAUAGAAAUUAUGAAAGAAGUAAACGAAACGAGAAGAAACACACUUGUAUAGUUGUAUAGUAGGGCUCGGCUCGGCCCGCCUGGCUAACAGUUGGUGGCUUUCUUGCCAUCGUAUCGUCAUCUCAUAAACAUUUUGGCCAAUGGACAGCUGAAUGGAGCUUUACCACAGCGGCGCCUUAUAAGCCAGGCAGCUGGCUAGAUGGCCAGAUGGGUCGAUGGGGGCUAAGCGCAGCAACUAUUGACGCCAAAUGCCUGUUUGCCUGGCAAUUUAUGCAAAAAAGUCUGACGCUGUGCUGUGCUGUGCUGCUGCUUCUGCUGUUGCUGCUGCUGGGAGCAGUUAAAUUUCAUGAUGCAAUCGCAACAAUCUCUGCGUGUUGUUUGCCUACGCGCCCGCGGCUGCUCAGCGGCUCGACUCAGCAGCAGGAGCAGCAGCCUAGCAGUAGCCUAGGUGACGGUGACAAUGUACCAGGCGUCGUCUGAUUGACUCAUAACAGACUAAGCGAGAUCACAAUCUCAUCUGCAUGCCACGCCGCAGCAACUUGCAACUUGCAUCCCCUCGAGCGCUUUUGACAAUUUAUUUGACUAAGCCCUGCCAGCUUUGUGCUUAGCAAGUGAAACUGAUGACUACGACAGCGUAGCACGCGAACUUCAGCUAAAGAUCUGGCCAAUUAUGCGGAAGGCUCGCUUAGCUUAUCCAAAGUCUCAAGUUGAAGCCUUUUGAGCUAAGACUUCACC